Molecule: messenger RNA, 1158 nt
Organism: Dacryopinax primogenitus
Lineage: Eukaryota; Fungi; Basidiomycota; Dacrymycetes; Dacrymycetales; Dacrymycetaceae
Exons: 6
Source: RefSeq, a predicted model, not a curated record
AUGUCCUCUCUACCACCAGAGCUCGUACUUUGCGUCUUCAUUCACGGCUUCAAAGGCACGGACGGGACCUUCUGUGGGUUCCCAGAGCGCUUAAAACACGUCUUGAACGAGACGCUGCAGGGAACAAAAGUUGAAUGUGUCGUCUUCCCUUCUUAUGAGACACGAGGAGACCUAGCAGAAGCGACUGCAAGAUUUGUCUCCUGGCUUACCGAACUCACUGUGAACCUCGAGUCGUCACAUAACCUUCGGGCGGGGGGAGCCAAGGUCGUCCUCUGCGGGCACUCGAUGGGAGGGUUGCUAGCUGCGGACGCGUUGUUGGGCAUUGCAGGGGCAGAAUCAAAAGAUGCAGAUAGGCAAGGGAAGAUGAUAUGGCCACGCAUUGUCGCUUGUAUAGGAUAUGACACUCCCUACCUCGGUCUACACCCAAACGUCUUCAAGCACUCUAUGAACCAGAUGAACACGUAUAUCGAUGCUGCUAAGGCUGUCGCCUCUGAGUUUGGCUUGUUUGGCUUAGCGGCGUCGCCCGUCCCCACCUCCGCAACCGGUGCGUCCCCACAAGCCCAGGCACAGGCACAAGCAUCAGGACAAGUACAAAAACAUGCCCGAGCGCAAUCAGAAGGGCAAAGACCAGGAUCCAGAACAGAAAAAGAGAGGCUUCUCGCCCCUCCCCCCUACACCCCAACCCCCAAACCCCUCGACACCAGCUCGUGGACAAAACAGCUCUCCUCACUUUCCAUCUCCCCAACCUAUGUCGCUGCCGCUGCCGGAACUCUCUUGGCAGGUGCAGCGGCGGGUACGGCAUAUUACAAGCGGCAGGAUCUUGCCGGUGGUUGGCAGUGGGCAAGCGAGCAUCUGCAGUAUGUUGGGAACCUUUGGGACGAGAAAGGCCUAAAGAGACGACUGGAAUUAGUCAUCAGCACUGGAGUCGUAUUCCGCGACUUCUACACCCUCCUCCCCGCCUCCGCGCUCCACCCAACCGAGCGAACGUUCUCCAUCCUCCCACCUUCUUCAUCUCCCUCCCAUCCGCACUUCGUCCCCCAAACGAACAAGGUUGCAAAAGACGAGAUCGAAGCGCAUAUAGGCAUGUUUGAGCCGAAAAGUAACGACGGGUACUACGAGAUGGGCCUCGAGGUCGUGCGCGUCAUUGGGGAGGCCGUG